Molecule: messenger RNA, 747 nt
Organism: Gossypium raimondii (Peruvian cotton)
Lineage: Eukaryota; Viridiplantae; Streptophyta; Magnoliopsida; Malvales; Malvaceae
Product: auxin-responsive protein SAUR32
Exons: 1
Coding region: 251-604 (117 amino acids)
Biological process (GO): response to auxin
Source: RefSeq, a predicted model, not a curated record
ACUUCUCCACAAUCUCUCACUUCUCCACCUUUUCUUGUUUGAUUGAUGAUUAUCAAUUUAUGAUGAGCAACCUACCAACUUCUUUAACAGACUCUUCUUUUACCCUUUUCAAGCUUGCCAUUUCUUCUUCUGAUCCUUGGCCUUUCUCUCUCCUUCUCUUAUAACCCCCUUUAUCUAUAUAUUACUGUUUGUUUCAUCUUUGGCCUUCUUGCUUUUUGGGGCUUUGCUUGCUGAAGAUCAAAAUUCAAAAAUGGGGAUUGGAGGAGAGAAGCAGCAGCACGUGAGCUUCCACCUUCAUAUGCCGCACCUUCAUCUUCAUGGGUUCCAUCAUCAUGAGAACAAGGACCUCAAAGAUAUCCCAAAGGGGUGCCUGGCGGUCCUGGUGGGUCAAGGCCAAGAGCAGCAAAGGUUUGUGAUCCCGCUCAUCUAUAUCACCCACCCCUUGUUCAUGCAGCUCUUGAAGGAAGCGGAGGAAGAGUAUGGUUUCGAUCAUGAAGGCCCCAUCACCAUCCCUUGCCAUGUCCAGGAGUUUCGCAAUGUUCAAGGGAUGAUCGAUAAAGACCACCAUCACCACCACCACCAUCAUGGCUGGUGUUUGUUUUAGGGUUUGAUUGAAUUAAUGGAUUUAGAUUCUUAAAAGGUCAUGCAAAUUUGUUUUUAUGUUUUCUAGUAGCUUUUGCUUUCCUUACCAUUGCAGAGACCUUUGAAAUUUGAAAAUGAAUUACAGGAUUAUUCUUUACACAUAAA